CUCAGUUCUUCUCACUCAAACUCAUUGAUAACUGAUAUUUGAUAAGGCGAUGCUAGAUUUGAUUUGUUGUUUAUGAUUAUUUAUGUAUCUACUGAAUAAUAUGAAAAUGUUGCGUUUCUGCAUACAGUAAUCAGGUCGAUUCUUUUCUACUCAAGUUCAAUAUUUAUUUCUACUCAUGGACAAGGUUGGUUAUUGGGAUGAAAGUGAGGUCAAAGGAUUUGACUUCACAGGGGAAGAGUAUUCUAUGUGUGGAAUCAAAAUCAGAAAAACCGCAUGCCUCUCCCAACUGAUCAAAGAUGGCCUUAGUGAACUACCAUCUGCAUUCGGACCGGAAAUGGCUCUCCCUGGGCCGAAAGAAAUCGGUGUCAACAAUCUGCACGAGGUGUUUUCAGAAAAAUCCUUAGAUGCAAUUUUUGAUGCCGACAAUCCGUCAGUACAUGUUUCAAGCAUAUCGACAGAUAAUGAAAAUGAAGAAUUGAGAUAUUUGAGGUGCCAAUUUCUAACUCGUUGGGACACACCUGAUGUCAAUAGAACAUUAACGGAUGCUUUUCUAGGACGACCACAUUCGUUUGAGUUGUUUAAAUCAUUUUCGCAAAAACAAGAACUUUUAAAAGCAGCUGAAAAACUACACGAUGGUGAUUUGAUUCUAAAGGUGGUGAUCUUCCUAUCGAAAACUUUAAAGCCAUCGUUGUUCCAUAGGAUUUUAAGAGGGUCACCUCUCGCAUCACAACAUUACAUUGCAUUCCUUUUCACCAAGAAUAAUGACGAAUAUGAAAAUAUCUUAGCGAUGCUAGGAAGAUUUAAUGAUGCUGCUAUCAGACAGUUUACUGUGCUUUCUAAUAAUUUUCACAAGAGGGGAAAGCUUCAGAACUUUACAAAAACCCAUUUUGAAACAUCUAAGGAUAAGACUCUUGUCAGUAAUUACAUAGAUCUAUUAAGAUGGCAGGAGGGCAUCGCUGACGGGAAAUUGCUCGGCGAAUCUGUAUCUUCGACCCUGUCGUUUUUAUGUGCUGAUCACUGGCACGAGCAAAAAUCAUCUAAACUCUCGCCUCAAACAUUUGUACAAACGAACGGUGUUUAUGACAAACUAUACGACUGGGUGGCUUUUAAUGCAAGAGCUAAGAAAGAAUGCUGGGCAGACAUAUCAAGCCACUUCAUAAUAACGAGUUGGUCGGGUGAAGUGAGACUAAAGACGGAUCUCUCUGUUGACAACCUCAUAAAUCAACUUUGUAAAUUAUCUGCGCCUCAAGAAGUCGUCCAAUUGUACUUACAGUUUUUAGAUUCGCAGGAAAAGAAAAUUGAAGUUGCAAAAAAAAUCAAGCUCCACAAAGUCGCGAUCGAUGGCUAUGUGGCAAUGAAGGACAAACAGGGAUUGUUAAAUUAUGUAGCUUAUCUGAAUCCCAAUUCCGUUGACUACAAAUAUGCAAAUAAAAUUCUAAUGGGUUCUGAUAUCAGAUGGAAAAGCUAACUGGCCUUCAGCCAAAAUUACUUUUUAAAUAACAAGAUUGUAAGUUAAUUAUACAAAAAAUGCUACCAACAUUUAUUUAUGGCUGACUAU
Cimex lectularius (bed bug) is the source of this 1558-nucleotide messenger RNA. It is a transcript of the gene Vps16B, whose product is annotated as spermatogenesis-defective protein 39 homolog. Gene Ontology annotation, biological process: intracellular protein transport; vacuolar transport. Lineage: Eukaryota; Metazoa; Arthropoda; Insecta; Hemiptera; Cimicidae. Gene Ontology annotation, cellular component: cytoplasm. The coding region runs from base 176 to 1468 and encodes 430 amino acids. The record is from RefSeq and is a predicted model, not a curated record. The transcript is spliced from 12 exons.